AUGGAAAACAUUGUCCCUGUCUAUGUGACAGAGUUGACAGAGGCAAUGAGCCUCUCCGAAAUUCUGGAACAGGGAAUUCUGAAGCCUUCUGUUGCAUCGCUUGACGGGGCAUGGCGAUGCGAUAAAUGCGGCGCUCAUGGUUGCGGUUAUCGAUAUACAAAGUUUCUACGGCCACUAGGCAAGGGAUUAAUCGUUCACAUUAACAGGAUUUAUCAAUUUGAGAGAAAAAGCGAUCAAAAGAUAAAGAUCUCAAAAAAGAUUCACGUCCGAAACUCAGUUCUUUCCCUUCGUGCAGUGGUGGAGCAUAUUGGAAACUCUUUAGGCGGACAUUAUAUCUGCUAUCGUCGACUUGCAAACGGUCGGUGGGCAAUGACCUCCGAUGCCACUGUCAAGUAUAUGCGUGGUCCACCCUCAUCGCUGGAACCGUAUCUUCUUCUAUAUGAACCUGUAGCUUAA
Mitosporidium daphniae is the source of this 456-nucleotide messenger RNA. RefSeq lists its product as uncharacterized. Lineage: Eukaryota; Fungi; Microsporidia. The transcript has a single exon. The coding region runs from base 1 to 456 and encodes 151 amino acids. Gene Ontology annotation, biological process: protein deubiquitination. Gene Ontology annotation, molecular function: cysteine-type deubiquitinase activity; cysteine-type endopeptidase activity. The record is from RefSeq and is a predicted model, not a curated record. Gene Ontology annotation, cellular component: cytosol; nucleus.